Molecule: messenger RNA, 2720 nt
Organism: Zootoca vivipara (common lizard)
Lineage: Eukaryota; Metazoa; Chordata; Lepidosauria; Squamata; Lacertidae
Source: RefSeq, a predicted model, not a curated record
AUGGCAGGCCGCCGGUGGGCCGCGACGUCAGCCCUGUGCACCUGCGUGGCGGCCGUCUCCCUCCUGUACGUGGGGAAGGCGCAGGCGGACUGCUGGCUGAUCGAGGGCGAGAAGGGCUUUGUGUGGCUCGCCAUCUGCAGCCAGAACCAGCCGCCGUACGAGUCCAUCCCGCAGCAGAUCAACAGCACCAUCCUGGACCUGAGGCUGAACGACAACAAGAUCAAGAGCGUGCAGUUCUCCUCCCUCAGCCGCUUCAGUAAUCUCACAUACCUCAACCUGACCAAGAACGAGAUCUCAUACGUCGAGGACGGUGCCUUCUCCGGCCAGUACAACUUGCAAGUGCUGCAGCUCGGCUACAACCGCCUGAGGAACCUGACGGAGGGGAUCCUGCGGGGGCUGGGGAAGCUGGAGUACCUCUACCUCCAGGCCAACCUCAUCGAGACCGUCACCCCCAAUGCCUUCGGGGAGUGCCUCAACAUCGUGAACAUUGACCUGUCGAUGAACAGAAUCCAGAGGUUGGACAGCAGCACCUUCCGGGGCCUGGCCAAGCUGUCUGUCUGCGAACUCUACAGCAACCCCUUCUACUGCUCCUGCGAGCUCUUGGGCUUCCUCCAGUGGCUCGAGGGCUUCACCAACAUGACCCGCACCUACGACCGCAUGCAGUGUGACUCGCCGCCAGACUACUCUGGCUACUACCUUCUGGGCCAAGGCCGGAGCGGGUACCGCAAUGCCCUGGGCAUGCUGUCCUCCCUCUGCACCGGGGGCCCCUACACCAUGCCGCCUUACUUGAUCCCGCUGAAGAACCCGGUGACCACCGCUCCGCCCGAGAGCCCGUGCCCCGAGGAGGAGUGCUUCUCUGGGGACGGCACCACGCCCCAGGCCUCGCUGCACACCCCCGUGAUCGACCCGGGCCUGUUCCCCACCAUGAAAGUGAAGCAGCUGACCCACAACUCGGCCAUCCUGAGCGUGCAGAUCCCGGUGCCCUUCAGCAAGAUGUACACCCUGGCGCAGUUUGAGAAUGGCCGCUACAACGUCCUCACCAAGCUGCUGAAGAAGAAGGAGGACAUCACGCUGACGGACCUGGGCCCCAAUGAAGACUACACCUACUGCGUGAUGUCUUCCAACCGCGUCUCCAGGUACAACUACACCUGCCUCACCAUCAACCUCAACAAGCAUAACCGGGAGGAGCCGGUGCCGAGCCCUUCGACGGCCACUCACUACAUCAUGACGAUCCUGGGCUGCCUGUUUGGGAUGGUGAUUGUCCUUGGGGUGGUGUACUACUGCCUCCGGAAGAGGCGGCAGCAGGAGGAGAAGCACAAGAAGGCUGCCAUCAACAUGAAGAAGACAAUCAUCGAGCUGAAGUACGGGCCGGAGAUGGAGGCGACCAGCAUCUCCCAGCUGUCCCAAGGGCAGAUGCUGGGCGGCGAGACGAUGACCCGCAUCCCCUACCUCCCUUCCAUGGGGGAAGUUGAGCAGUACAAGCUGAUCGACAGCAAAGAGACCCCCAAGGCCACGAAGGGAAACUACAUGGAGGUGCGGACGGGCGAGCAGCCCGAGAGGAGGGACUGUGAGCUGCCCCUGCAGCCAGACAGCCAGAGCUCGGUGGCGGAGAUCUCCACCAUCACGAAGGAGGUGGACAAGGUCAACCAGAUCAUCAACAACUGCAUCGAUGCCUUGAAAUCAGAGUCCACCUCCUUCCAGGGGGUGAAGUCGGGGGCGGUGUCCACAGCCGAGCCUCAGCUGGUGCUCCUGUCCGAACAGAUCCCCAGCAAACACAGCUUCCUGGCUCCGGUCUACAAGGAGAGCUACAACCACCCUCUGCAGAGGCACCACAGCAUGGAGGGGCCCCCGAAGCGCUCCAGCACCUCUUCCAGCGGCUCCAUCCGGAGCCCCCGAUCCUUCCGCUCCGAGGGCUCCGCCCACAAAUCCGAAGCCAAAUAUAUCGAGAAGACGUCUCCAACCACAGACACCAUCCUCACUGUGACGCCGGCGGCCGCCAUCUUGCGCGCCGAGGCCGAGAAGAUCCGCCAGUACAGCGAGCACCGGCACUCGUACCCAGGGUCCCACCAGGGGGAGCAGCAGCACGAGAGUGUGGGCGGGCGCAAGCCUUCCAUCUUGGAACCUUUGACCAGGCCCCGGCCCAGGGACUUGGCUUACUCUCAGCUCUCCCCCCAGUACCACAACCUGAGCUACACCUCCAGUCCAGAGUACACCUGCAAGCCUUCCCACAGCAUCUGGGAGCGCUUCAAACUGAACCGCAAGCGCCACAAAGACGAGGAGGAGUACAUGGCGGCCGGCCACGCCCUCCGCAAAAAGGUCCAGUUUGCCAAAGACGAGGACCUGCACGACAUCUUAGACUACUGGAAAGGGGUGUCUGCCCAGCACAAGUCCUGAGUCCUCAAAACUUGUAACUCGUGACUUAAUACUGGACCAAAACAAAACAAAACAAACGAAAUCAGCAGCAGCUAUUUUUAAUCCAGACUUGUCUUUAAACACACACACAAAUAAAUAACUUAUCUAUAAUUAUUCUAUAUAAUGUAACAGAGAGAGAGAGAGAGGUAUUAAAAUAUUGUCUCGCAUUUGUGAAAUCCACACCAAAUUUGAAAAGAGAACGGGAGGGGAACACCUACCAUGAUGAAAAAGUAAUAGGUAAAUGGUGGAGUGGGGGGGGAAAUGUUUUCUUUUUAUAAAAAAAGCAGAAAAAUUGAAUUAAAAAAAAA